Messenger RNA from Closterium sp. NIES-67, 650 nucleotides. Lineage: Eukaryota; Viridiplantae; Streptophyta; Zygnematophyceae; Desmidiales; Closteriaceae. The record is from the annotation of a GenBank genome assembly.
CUUGAAAAUCAUCACCCACUAACCUUCCAGGACCAACAGCGUGGGCCAACACUUCCCACCUAGCGCGGUUCCGCACGUCCCUAGCGCUUUAGUAACUCCUGUUCACAAUCUGAUUCGUCUGCUACCUUUUUCCAGAUACCGACAAUGUCCGACGACGCAGAGACUAAUGACGUCCCUAAGGACGCGUCGCGCGACAUGCAGCAGCAGAGUCGCGCCCUAGAUUCCAUCACCGACCAUGUCGAGGAACGACAGCUCGAUGCGCGCCGAGUCCAAGAGGCCAUGGCGUCGAUCGCGGCGUCAUCUGCGGCAGACAGGGAGGCUCAACGCGCCAGGGAGAAGGAGCUUGCUGCUGUGAAGAUAGACUCAGUUCACAUAGACGUGAUUGCUUCAGAAAUGGAGGUUGACCGGAAGGUAGCAGAGAGACGACUAAGGGAGCAUCAAGGAGACGCAGUGGCUGCAUUGAGAUCUUUCCUGCAUUAAGGACUCUAUAAACCAAUUAUAUUUUGCAUUUGUUUCUAUAGAUGUACUGGUAGCUAGUCCACUUCAUGGGGAACCUUUCUUCUAGUCGAGUACCGUACUUGUAAGGUAGAGAUAAUGUAAUCUCGCCAAGGUUCAACGUGUUAUUCAGAACGCUCUUCGCGUCAAUGUCG